Thelazia callipaeda (thelaziosis nematode) is the source of this 2703-nucleotide messenger RNA. NCBI's taxonomy places the organism in Eukaryota, Metazoa, Nematoda, Chromadorea, Rhabditida, Thelaziidae. The record is from the annotation of a GenBank genome assembly.
AUGGAAAGAUUUCGAUUUUUGGUUGAAAGCAAAACAGAGCAACUAUUUUAUCGAACUGGACUGUUAAUUGCACGAAGACCAAGAUUUUUUUUAAUUUCAACAUUAGUACUGACAGCUUUAUUGUCGACUGGCGGGGUUAAUUUUCAUGAGCACAAUAACGUCCGGGAAGACUUUAGCGCAAAUGAUUCUCCAUCACGGCAUGAAUUCGCAGUUACGCGGGAUUUCUUUCGGAACUUUGGAUCACUUUUUCAUUUAGUAAUUGCUAUGAAGGCUUCUGAUGAUGGGUCACUUUUAAGGCCUAAAUAUUUAGAUAAAGCAAUUGAAAUCGAAGAAUACUUGCAGUACCAACUGAAUAUUCCCUAUAAUGGUCGAAGGUAUUCAUAUUCGGACCUUUGUGGUUCACAUUGUGAAGCGAGCGAUGUUGUGAGCACUUUCUUGAAUAUAUACAGAGAAGUUUAUAUCAGGAAAAAAGGAGCAGUUAAAUUAACUUAUCCAUCAAUGGAUUUAUUUGGUAAUCGAAUAUAUCUUGCUAAUAACAUUUUCCAAGUUACACUCAAUAACAGGCAAGCAUUUUUAAAUCCACGGGUAUCGCACAUAAUUGAGAGUUGUCGUCUAAUUGCGAUCAACUUUCAAGCCAUUCAGCAAAAUUCUACUGUAGAAGAGAUAAUGAAGCUUUGGGAAUAUGAAGUGUUCAAAUUUUCCGAAGCAACCAAAAACAAUUCUUUAAUUCGAGUUUUUGCAACAUCCGAAGGUUUAGUGAGCAAAGAAGUUCGUAGAACAGGUGUAGAAGCAUUACCUCUGAUCACUGUUUCUUUUUUGGUAGUUUUAAUAUUUACCGUAGCAACUUCUUUCAAACGUGACCCAGCAGCUAGUAAACCUUGGGAAGCUGCAUUUGGCGUUUUCUGUCCCAUACUAUCGCUCAUCGCAUCGUUUGGAUUUCUAUUUUGGUGCAAUGUGGUAUUUCUUCCAAUAGUUUGUGUAGUACCAUUUCUUGUAUUAGCCAUUGGCGUGGAUGACGUAUUUAUCUUUCUGCACUGUUAUCACCACACAGAUCAACGCUUACCUGUAGAAGAGCGAAUUGGUAAAAUGCUAGCAGAAGCUGGACCUUCUAUCACCAUUACUUCACUUACUAACUUUAUUUCUUUUGCAAUCAGUGCUUUAACACCAACACCUGCAAUACAGACAUUUAGCAUUUAUAUCAGCAUCACUGUAGUAUUUGAUUAUGUUUAUCAAAUUUUUCUUUAUUCUGCAAUUUUAACAUUUGCUGCACGCCGCGAAAAAAAACGUUUGCAUGCAGUUAUUCCGUGUAUAUCAAUUUCGGAUGUUGAAAAGAGAAUCGUUAGCACUCAGGCAAAUAUUUUCAAAACACUUGAUGAAUUUACUGAUAAUUUGAUGAAUUUGUGGGUAAACAUGGCUAUGAGUAAUAUAACACGCAUUACUGUAAUAUGCCUUAUGAUAUUCUAUUGGAUAAUAACUAUACGUGGAGUUACACGCACUAAAGUCGGACUAUCAUCUGAAAAAUUAUUUCCAUAUGACUCACCACUACUACCAUUCGUCAAACUGCAAACGGAAAUCAUAUUCAAGGAAGGCGGUCAGGUUACUAUAUUUGUGAAUAACCCUGGUGAUCUCAGAAAACCUCAAAUGAUUCCAAGAAUAAUGCGACUAGUCAAACAUUUCGAGCAUGCAACAGGAAGUAUCGGUGAUGAGAGUACUCAUUUAUGGUUUAUACCAUAUCUUUCUUACAUUGGAAUACAAGAACGUGGUGAGAUCGGGUUUAAAUAUAAAUAUCUGCCAGAAUUUAUGAAACUUCGGGAAUAUCAUCGCUGGAGUCACUUUGUUAAUCUUGGAUCACCUGAAGAUUGUAUUAAUGAGAAACCGAGUUGUUUGCAAAAGUUUUUCUUUUCAACUGGAUUUCGGAAUGCUGUAGAAUGGUCGCAACGUUUGCAAUUGCUUCAAGAAUGGAGAGGCAUAGCAGCACAAUAUCCUGAACUCAAUGUCACAAUUUUUGAAGCUUUCAGUAUGUAUGCUGAUCAGGUACUUAUAAUAGUACCAGUAACAAAAUCUACUGUAAUUUUCGCAUUUGUUGCAAUGGCAAUUGUGUUGCUUAUUUUUACACCUAGUUUAACAACAAUAAUUUCAUCUACUCUUUCAAUAAUCUCAAUCAAUCUGGGAGUUCUCGGAUCAUUGCCUUAUUGGGAUGUUAAUCUUGAUCCAAUUUCAAUGGCUACCAUAUUGAUGGCUAUUGGUUUUUCAGUAGAUUUCAUUGCUCAUAUUACGUUUCACUAUUACAAAGGACAAACAAGAGACAAACGUGAACGCUUGAAAUAUGCUUUCGCGUCGAUUGCAUGGCCCAUGACACAAGCGGGUAUAUCAACCAUAUUAAGUUUAUGCGUUCUCGGAGUGAUUCAAGCUUAUAUGGUGAAAGUAUUUGUGAAAGUUGUAAUACUUGUUGUCACGCUAGGACUUCUGCAUGGGCUAAUCAUUUUACCAGUUGUUUUUGGCAUGAUACCUCUGCAGAAACGAACGGUUUCGGAUGUUAAUAACAAGGUAUUAAGAAUUCAAAAAUUUUAUACUACUCUAUUUAAUCAUACAAUACGGAUAUCCGUUCCCACUAUAGCUAUCACAGCUUCUUCAUCACUGCCACUACCUAUCACAACCAUGAAAACCGAAAAGAAUGAACAAAAAUCUGCGGGUUUAAGUUGA